CGUCCGCUCUAAAUUCCGUCCGGCGCUCGCGCAGCCCGGACUGUUGAAAAUUCCUAUUUUAAUGUAGGAAUUGUAAUCGAAAUACGACUGGAACAGGCCACUUGUGUUAAUAUCGUUUCGUGUUAUGUGAAAAUGUGUGAUCAGUGCAUACAACGAUAGUUAUAUGGAUGUUUGAUAUGUGUUGAUAUGCACUUCAAGAGGAAUGAUAAAACAAUACACAUAAUUUGACAUUCGAGUGAUUUAAAGAAACAAAGAUGGCGGAAGCUGAAGGAGGAGCGAGCGAGCAGGAUGAUGUUUCAUUCUUACGAACGGAAGACAUGGUGUGCCUGUCUUGCACGGCGACGGGUGAGCGCGUAUGUCUCGCGGCUGAAGGAUUCGGUAACAGGCACUGUUUCCUCGAGAACAUCGCCGAUAAGAACAUACCACCGGAUCUAUCGCAGUGUGUGUUUGUAAUUGAACAGGCGUUGUCGGUAAGGGCUCUCCAAGAAUUGGUUACAGCUGCGGGAUCAGAAACUGGCAAAGAAAACUUAGUAGGGAAAGGCACUGGUUCUGGACACAGAACACUGCUUUACGGCAAUGCUAUUCUCCUGCGUCACCUCAACAGUGAUAUGUACUUGGCCUGUCUGUCAACAUCGUCGUCUCAAGAUAAACUGGCCUUCGAUGUGGGUCUUCAGGAACAUUCUCAGGGUGAGGCCUGUUGGUGGACGCUGCAUCCCGCUAGCAAACAGAGAUCUGAGGGUGAGAAAGUCCGAGUUGGUGACGAUUUAAUUCUCGUGUCCGUCGCUACGGAGAGAUACUUGCACACAACAAAAGAGAAUGAAGUCUCGAUAGUGAACGCCUCUUUCCACGUGACCCAUUGGUCGGUACAGCCCUACGGAACAGGCAUAUCGCGAAUGAAGUACGUCGGCUACGUGUUCGGUGGUGACGUGCUGCGGUUCUUCCACGGCGGCGAUGAGUGUCUCACUAUACCCAGUACGUGGAGUAAGGACGGAGGGCAGAACAUCGUGGUGUACGAGGGCGGCUCGGUGAUGUCGCAGGCGCGCUCGCUGUGGCGCCUGGAGCUGGCGCGCACCAAGUGGGCGGGCGGGUUCAUCAACUGGUACCACCCCAUGAGGAUCCGACACAUCACCACGGGCAGAUACCUGGGCGUCAAUGAUCAGAAUGAGCUGUAUUUGAUUAGCAGAGAGGAAGCAACAACAGCGUCGUGUGCGUUUUGUCUUCGCCAAGAAAAAGACGAUCAGAAAGUGGUGUUAGAAGACAAGGACCUAGAAGUAAUCGGAGCUCCCAUCAUCAAGUAUGGUGACUCCACAGUCAUCGUACAACAUUCGGAAACUGGUCUUUGGUUGUCUUAUAAGUCAUAUGAAACAAAGAAAAAGGGACUCGGCAAAGUUGAAGAAAAACAAGCCAUCCUGCACGAGGAAGGUAAAAUGGAUGACGGUCUGGACUUCUCGAGGUCUCAAGAAGAAGAAUCGCGCACAGCCAGAGUCAUUAGGAAGUGUUCUUCACUGUUCACUAAGUUUAUUAAUGGCCUUGAAACUUUACAAGAGAAUCGACGUCAUUCGAUGUUCUUCGCAUCUGUCAAUUUGGGAGAAAUGGUGAUGUGCUUGGAAGAUCUGAUCAAUUACUUCGCGCAACCAGACGAAGAUAUGGAACAUGAAGAGAAACAAAACAAGUUCCGCGCCCUCCGCAAUCGACAGGACCUGUUUCAAGAGGAAGGCAUCCUGAACUUGAUCCUGGAAGCGAUCGACAAGAUUAAUGUGAUCACGUCCCAGGGUUUCCUAGCUGGUUUCCUCGCCGGAGACGAAUCUGGACAAAGCUGGGAUAUGAUAUCUGUGUAUUUGUACCAACUUUUGGCCGCUAUAAUCAAAGGUAAUCACACGAAUUGUGCACAAUUCGCCAAUUCCAACCGUCUGAACUGGCUGUUCUCGAGACUCGGCUCCCAAGCUUCUGGCGAGGGUACCGGAAUGCUGGACGUAUUGCACUGCGUGCUUAUCGACUCACCUGAAGCUUUGAAUAUGAUGAGGGAUGAACACAUUAAAGUCAUCAUAUCGCUGCUGGAAAAGCACGGGCGAGACCCGAAAGUCCUGGACGUGCUGUGUUCCCUCUGCGUCGGUAAUGGAGUCGCUGUCAGAUCUUCACAAAACAACAUCUGUGACUAUCUCCUUCCCGGGAAGAAUCUGCUCUUACAAACUCAGCUUGUAGAUCACGUGUCGAGUGUGCGUCCUAACAUUUUCGUGGGCCGAGUUGAAGGAUCAGCGGUGUAUCAGAAGUGGUACUUCGAAGUGACCAUGGACCAUAUUGAGAAAACUACCCACAUGAUGCCGCAUUUGAGAAUCGGAUGGGCUAAUACUACUGGGUAUGUCCCGUAUCCGGGAGGCGGUGAAAAGUGGGGCGGUAAUGGAGUGGGAGACGAUCUUUCCUCGUACGGUUUUGAUGGAGCCUUCCUCUGGUCCGGAGGCAGAAAGACGCCUGUUAAUAGAACUCACGCCGAAGAACCAUUUAUUCGAAAAGGUGACGUCAUCGGAUGCGCUCUCGACUUGACCGUGCCGCUCAUCAACUUUAUGUUUAACGGUAUAAGGGUCACGGGUUCCUUCACUAAUUUCAACUUGGAAGGCAUGUUCUUCCCCGUCAUCAGCUGUUCCAGCAAGUUAAGUUGUCGAUUCCUCCUCGGCGGUGAACACGGACGUCUCCGAUACGCAGCUCCUGAGGGAUACUCUCCUCUGGUAGAAUCGCUACUGCCGCAACAGAUCCUGAAUCUUGAGCCCUGUUUCUAUUUCGGAAACUUGGCCAAGAGGGCGCUCGCCGGGCCCCCCCUCGUGCAAGAUGACACAGCGUUCGUGCCCACGCCUGUUGAUACCGCUUUAAUAACACUACCAACUUACAUCGAACAGAUCAGAGACAAGCUCGCUGAAAAUAUUCACGAAAUGUGGGCGAUGAAUAAGAUCGAGGCGGGCUGGAGCUUCGGCGCGGCGCGGGAGGACGCGCGGCGCGUGCACCCGUGCCUCGUGCCCUUCGAGCGCCUGCCGCCCGCCGAGAAGAGAUACGACGUGCAGCUCGCCGUGCAGACGCUCAAGACAAUCCUCGCUCUGGGCUACUACAUAAGCUUGGACAAACCGCCGGCGCGUAUUCGUAAUGUCCGUCUUCCAAACGAACCAUUUAUGCAAUCAAAUGGUUACAAACCAGCUCCGCUGGACCUAAGUGCUGUCACCCUGACACCGAAGAUGGACGAGCUUGUGGAUCAACUAGCUGAAAACACGCACAACUUAUGGGCCCGAGAACGUAUUCAACAGGGCUGGACCUACGGUCUCAACGAGGAUUCAGACAUGCACAGAUCUCCACAUCUCGUCCCCUACCCGAAAGUCGAUGAUGCAAUUAAAAAAGCCAACAGAGAUACUGCAUCUGAAACUGUACGAACUCUUCUCGUUUACGGAUAUAACCUCGACCCACCGACUGGAGAACAACACGAAGCUUUACUAGCCGAAGCAUCAAAACAGAAGCAAGCAGAUUUCAGAACAUACAGAGCGGAGAAAAACUACGCGGUCAGUUCGGGAAAAUGGUAUUUCGAAUUUGAAAUCCUCACUGCUGGCCCUAUGAGGGUUGGGUGGGCUCACGCGGACAUGGCGCCUGGUAUGAUGCUGGGACAAGACGAGAAUUCCUGGGCUUUUGACGGCUAUAACGAGGAAAAAGUGUACUCCGGUAGUACGGAGUCGUUUGGCAAGCAAUGGGCAGUGGGGGACGUUGUAGGAGUAUUCCUUGAUCUCAUUGACAAGACGAUAAGUUUCUCUCUGAAUGGAGAAUUACUGAUGGAUGCUCUGGGUGGUGAGACUACAUUCGCAGACGUACAGGGAGACAAUUUCGUUCCUGCUUGUACUCUUGGAGUUGGCCAAAAAGCAAGGCUUUCAUAUGGUCAAGAUGUAAAUUCUCUGAAAUAUUUUACAACGUGUGGUCUUCAAGAAGGUUAUGAGCCGUUCUGUGUUAAUAUGAAACGGGAUGUCACACACUGGUAUACGAAGGACCAGCCAAUAUUCGAAAAUACAGAUGAAAUGGCAGACACCAGAAUUGAUGUGACAAGGAUACCUGCAGGAUCCGAUACUCCGCCAUGUCUCAAAAUAUCUCAUAACACAUUUGAGACUAUGGAGAAGGCAAAUUGGGAAUUCCUUCGUCUGUCCUUGCCAGUUAUAUGCCAAGCGGAAUUCAUUGAUGAAUCUGAGAAAGCCCGUCGUUGGGUCGAAAUAAAAGAGCGUCAGCAGAUCCUGAUGAAGGAAGCGACUGAGGCGCAGAUGCCGGCUCACAUCGACCAGAUCAUGAGGAGCGGGUUCACCAUGAACGAUAUUAAAGGUCUGCACUAUGAUGAAAACCAAGAAGAAAUGCCGACUUCAAAGGCCAAAAAACAACCUUCGAGGCCUCCGAGGAAAGGUUCCAUUCCCCGCGGUGUCACGAUACAGAAUUACAAUUUGCAACCAGGUACUGUCAACGGUAUGCAUCGCUCUACCAGCGAAGCAGAAAUGUCUAAAUAUGAGCUCGGAGUUCAGAGCGUAGAAGAUAAGAAAGCGGAUAAGAGAGGAAGAUCUCCUUUCAAAUUCUUCAGAAGCAAGCGCGGUGAAAGUGGUGAACGUUCAAAAUCUCGAAAAUCCAAAACACCAGAUCCAUUCAGCGACACCGAGGUGUCUCCUGAGAGGGGAAUGAAACGGCCUAACCCCCAAAUAAGAAUAUCUCAGGCGAAUCAAAGGUACAAUAAUACGCAGGCUAGACCCAGUAGACCUAACCUGUACGGAAGCCAGACGGGCUUGAAUACCAACCUAACAGUAGCGACCCCUCCACAAGAGCGUAAGCAGAUGACGACGGGAGCGCUGUCGGCCGCCGCCACGGAGACAGUCGGCAACGAGAUCUUCGACUCGGACUGCUUGAAACUCAUCAACGAAUACUUCUACGGCGUUAGGAUCUUCCCCGGUCAAGAUCCGACUCACGUGUACAUUGGCUGGGUGACCACGCAGUACCACUUGCACUCGAAGGACUUCAAUCAGAAUAAAGUGACUAAAUCUUCUGUCAUCAUCACUGAUGAUUACGAUUGUGUCGUUGAAAGCGUGAAUCGUCAGUCCUGCUACAUGGUGCGCGCGGACGAGCUGUACAACGAGGUGAUGGCGGAGGCCACCGCCAAGGGGGCCUCGCAGGGGAUGUUCAUCGGCUGCUCCGUCGACACCUCCACCGGCACCGUCGCCUUCACCUGCGAGGGGAAGGACACCAGCAUCAAGUUCAAGAUGGAACCGGAAACAAAACUCUUCCCCGCUAUAUUCGUAGAAGCGACAUCGAAAGAGAUCCUGCAAAUCGAGCUCGGAAGGUCAUCCACGAGUCUCCCCCUAAGUGCCGCAGUGCUGCCGACCAGCGACAAACAUGUCAACCCACAGUUCCCACCGAGGCUGAAGGUGCAGUGUUUGAAACCACACCAAUGGGCGAGGGUACCGAACCAAUCGUUACAAGUCCACGCUCUGAAGCUGUCCGACAUUCGCGGUUGGUCCAUGCUGUGUGAAGACGCAGUAUCCAUGCUCGCUCUACACAUACCCGAGGAGGAUCGUUGCAUAGAUAUCCUCGAACUGAUAGAAAUGGAUAAACUGCUGAGUUUCCAUUCGCACACCCUCACGCUGUACGCGGCGUUGUGCUACCAGAGCAAUUACAGAGCGGCGCAUGCGCUGUGCCAGCACGUGGACCAGAAGCAGCUGCUGUACGCGAUACAGUCGCAGUACAUGUCCGGCCCGCUCCGCCAGGGCUUCUACGACCUACUCAUCGCGCUCCAUCUCGAGAGCCACGCAACCACUAUGGAAGCGUGCAAAAACGAAUUCGUAAUACCACUCGGACCCGAGCUGAAGGGCCUCUAUGAGGACCCCGAUAUGGGCCACAGCUUGAGAUCGCUACAGACGGAGAGCGUGCGACCGCAAAUGAAGAUGACUGACAUCGCGGAGAGUAUAACCGAGAUCAGCAACCUUUACUCCCCGUACUUCCCACUGGAAGUGGUGCGCGAGUUCGUGAUGCAGGCGCUCGCGGAGGCCGUGGAGACCAAUCAGGUCCACAACCGGGACCCCGUGGGGGGCAGCAACGAGAACUUGUUCCUACCACUUAUUAAACUCGUGGACCGCCUACUCUUGGUGGGCAUGAUGAGAGAUGAAGACGUGGAGAAGCUACUUAUAAUGACAAAUCCUGAGACUUGGGACCCCACGUUUGAUAAAGAAGGUAAAGAUGAGCAUCGGAAAGGUCUCCUGCACAUGAAGAUGGCGGAAGGCGCCAAGCUGCAAAUGUGCUACUUGCUGCAACAUCUCAACGACAUCCAGCUGAGACACAGAGUAGAAUUUAUCAUCGCGUUCGCGCAUGACUUCGUCGGUGACCUGCAGACAGAUCAGCUCAGACGUUACACGGAAAUCAAACAAUCGGACUUACCGAGUGCAGUCGCAGCUAAAAAGACAAAAGAGUUCCGUUGUCCGCCGCGGGAACAGAUGAACGCUAUCUUGAGUUUCAAGCACCUGGAAGACGACGACCCGGAGAACUGUCCGUGCGGCGAGGAGCUGGUGUCGCGCAUGAACGAGUUCCACGAGGGACUCAUGACGCACGUGUCGCUGCACGCGCUGCAGGAGCCCGACGGGGACGAAUCAACCGAACCAGAAACAAAAACAGGAGCAAUGGGAAGGCUCUACAACAUCAUUAAUACUGUUAAGGAGUUGGAAGAAGAACCCAAGGCAAUUGAAGAACCUGUAAGGAAAUCGCCAGAAGAAAAGUUCAGGAAGGUUCUAAUCCAGACUAUCGUGAAUUGGGCCGAAGAAUCUCAAAUCGAAACACCAAAACUCGUCAGAGAAAUGUUCAGUCUCCUCGUCCGUCAAUAUGACGCAGUGGGAGAGCUCAUUCGCGCGCUCGAGAAGACUUACGUCAUCAACGCAAAGACUAAAAUGGACGUAGCCGAGAUGUGGGUGGGUCUCAGUCAGAUCCGUGCCCUGCUACCCGUGCAAAUGAGCCAGGAAGAGGAGGAACUCAUGAGGAAAAGACUGUGGAAAUUGGUGAACAACCAUACAUUCUUCCAGCAUCCAGAUUUAAUCAGAGUGCUUCGCGUGCACGAGAACGUGAUGGCGGUGAUGAUGAACACGCUGGGCCGGCGCGCGCAGGCGCAGUCCGACGCGCCCGCCGCCGCGCCGCCCGCGCCCGACGACAAGGAGAAGGACACAUCUCAUGAAAUGGUGGUGGCGUGUUGCCGUUUCCUCUGCUACUUCUGUCGUACUGGCCGUCAGAACCAGAAGGCUAUGUUCGACCACUUCGAUUUCCUGCUUGAAAACUCCAACAUUCUUCUGUCGAGACCGUCUCUCAGAGGUUCUACGCCUCUCGACGUAGCUUAUUCCAGUUUGAUGGAGAACACUGAAUUAGCGCUAGCUUUGAGAGAACAUUAUUUGGAGAAAAUUGCAGUUUAUCUAUCUCGUUGUGGACUACAAAGUAACUCUGAGCUGGUGGAGAAAGGGUACCCCGACCUUGGUUGGGACCCCGUGGAAGGCGAACGUUAUCUGGAUUUCCUCCGUUUUUGUGUUUGGGUUAACGGUGAAAGUGUAGAGGAAAAUGCCAAUCUUGUGAUCCGACUCCUUAUUCGAAGACCAGAAUGCUUGGGUCCAGCGUUGAGAGGUGAAGGCGAAGGUCUGCUUAAGGCCAUCGUUGAUGCGAACAAAAUGAGUGAAAGAAUAGCCGAUAGACGGAAGUUAAGAGAAAUGGAGCAAGAAGGUGACGUCAGUUUCAGCCACCCGCUGCCGCAGUCGGACGACGACGAGGACUACAUCGACACGGGCGCCGCCAUCCUCAACUUCUACUGCACGCUCGUGGACCUGCUCGGCCGCUGCGCGCCCGACGCCGGAGUCAUCGCUCUGGGGAAAAACGAAUCUCUCAGAGCUAGAGCAAUUCUGCGGUCUCUCGUUCCUUUAGAAGACUUGCAAGGAGUCCUCAGUCUUCGCUUUACACUCAACAACCCCGCUGCUGGCGAAGAAAGACCUAAAUCUGAUAUGCCUUCUGGCCUUAUACCUGGACACAAACAGAGCGUCGGCUUAUUUUUGGAACGAGUGUAUGGUAUUGAAACGCAAGAGCUGUUCUAUCGACUGUUGGAAGAAGCUUUCUUACCAGAUCUCAGAGCAGCUACAAUGUUAGAUAGAAAUGACGGCUGCGAGUCUGACAUGGCGUUAUCCAUGAACCGUUACAUCGGCAACUCCAUCCUACCACUUCUCAUCAAACACGCCAACUUCUAUAACGAAGCAGAGAAUUACGCCAGCUUGUUGGACGCCACGCUACAUACAGUAUACAGAUUGUCCAAGAACCGCAUGCUGACGAAGGGCCAGCGCGAGGCCGUGUCGGACUUCCUGGUGGCGCUGACGGCCGCCAUGCAGCCCUCCAUGCUGCUGAAGCUGCUGCGGAAGCUCACCGUCGACGUGUCGCGCCUCUCCGAGUACACCACUGUCGCGCUCCGGCUGCUGACGCUGCACUACGAGCGCUGCGCGAAGUACUACGGCAGCACGGGCGGCCAGGGCAUCUACGGCGCCUCCUCGGACGAGGAGAAGCGACUCACCAUGAUGCUGUUCUCCAACAUCUUCGACUCGCUCAGCAAGAUGGACUACGAGCCCGAACUCUUCGGAAAGGCUCUACCGUGUCUCAUUGCCAUAGGUUGUGCCUUACCACCGGACUAUUCACUAUCGAUGAAUUACGAUGACGAGUUCUAUGGAAAGGAAACGCAUAGUUUAGCAGGAGCCGAUAACCCACAAUACGACCCGCAACCCAUCAACACGUCGUCGGUGGCGCUCAACAACGAUCUCAAUACAAUCGUGCAGAAAUUCUCCGAGCAUUACCACGACGCUUGGGCAUCUAGGAAAAUUGAAAACGGUUGGGUCUACGCGGAGUCAUGGUCCGACAGUCAGAAAUCUCACCCAAGGCUCAAACCAUACAACAUGCUUAAUGAUUAUGAGAAAGAGCGUUACAAGGAGCCAGUGCGUGAGUCGUUGAAAGCGUUAUUGGCGAUCGGCUGGUCCGUCGAACAUUCAGAAGUGGACAUCCCCAGCACCAAUCGAAGCUCCAUGAGGCGGCAGUCCAAAUCUGGCAUCCAAGCUCUCGAGAUUUUUACGGAUUCAGCAACACCCUUCAACUACAACCCUCACCCCGUCGACAUGACCAACCUGACUCUAUCCAGAGAGAUGCAGAACAUGGCAGAGAGACUCGCAGAGAACGCACAUGACAUCUGGGCUAAGAAAAAGAAAGAAGAAUUAGUUACUAAUGGAGGUGGAAUCCAUCCUCAAUUAGUCCCGUACGAUCUUCUAACUGACAAAGAGAAGAAAAAGGAUCGGGAACGUUCUCAGGAAUUCCUCAAAUAUCUCCAAUAUCAAGGCUACAAGCUGCACAGGCCUAAAACAGCGCAAAGUGAUACAGAACAGACCUCUACUGGGGUAGCAAUAGAGCUCAGAUUCGCAUACUCGCUGUUGGAGAAAUUGAUACAGUAUAUAGACCGAGCCACGAUUAAUAUGAAACUACUGAAACCUUCCACUACAUUCAGUAGGCGAACCAGUUUCAAAACAAGCACGAGAGAUAUUAAAUUCUUUUCCAAGGUGGUACUUCCUUUAAUGGAGAAGUAUUUCUCGACCCAUCGCAAUUACUUCAUCGCAGUGGCGACCGCCACUAACAACGUGGGAGCGGCGAGCUUGAAAGAGAAAGAGAUGGUCGCUGCUCUCUUCUGCAAGCUGGCUAGUUUGCUGAGAUCCAGGUUAGCAGCCUUCGGUCCUGAUGUACGAAUAACAGUCCGCUGCCUCCAAGUACUGGUGAAGGGUAUCGACGCCAAGUCCCUCGUGAAGAACUGUCCCGAAUUUAUCCGCACUUCCAUGCUCACCUUCUUCAAUAACGUAGCUGAUGAUCUUGGGCAUACCAUCAUGAAUUUACAGGAUGGCAAGUACGCGCACCUGCGCGGCACGCACCUGAAGACGUCGACGUCGCUCGGCUACAUCAACGGCGUGCUGCUGCCCGUGCUCACCGCCAUGUUCGACCACCUCGCCAACUGCGAGUACGGCGCCGACUUGUUGUUGGACGAAAUUCAAGUGGCAUCGUACAAGAUGCUCGGCUCCCUGUACACGCUGGGAACUGACGUGGGACUCACACAUGACAGGAAAUACCUUAAAACUGAAAUAGAGCGGCACAAACCAGCUCUGGGCUCAUGCUUAGGAGCAUUCAGUUCAACAUUCCCUGUAGCUUACCUCGAGCCUCAUCUCAAUAAACACAAUCAAUUCUCUUUGCUGAACCGCAUCGCUGACCACUCGCUUGAAGCACAAGAUAUAAUGGCGAAAAUGGAGCAAUCAAUGCCGACUUUAGAGUCGAUCCUCAAUGAAGUUGAUCAUUUUGUUGAAUCUGACAAAACUUACAGCGAAGCUCCGCACAUUAUUGAUGUGGUUAUGCCUUUACUGUGUUCAUACUUGCCAUUCUGGUGGGCGCAAGGACCUGACAACGUUACACCAACCGCUGGUAAUCACGUCACAAUGGUGACCGCAGAACACAUGAAUCAACUACUGAAGAAUGUUCUCAAACUUAUCAAGAAGAACAUCGGUAAUGAGAACGCCCCUUGGAUGACUCGUAUCGCGACAUACACGCAACAGAUAAUCAUCAACAGCUCAGAGGAGCUAUUGCGGGAGUCAUUCUUACCACUAGCUGAGAGGGUCAGGAAGAGGACCGAUAAUAUGUUCCACAAGGAGGAAAGCUUGAGAGGUUUUAUAAAGUCAUCAACCGACGACACGUCUCAAGUCGAAUCACAAAUACAAGAAGACUGGCAGCUCCUCGUGCGAGACAUCUACUCUUUCUAUCCUUUGCUUAUUAAGUAUGUUGACCUGCAGAGAAACCACUGGUUGAGGAAUAAUGUGCCAGAGGCGGAGGAACUUUACAAUCACGUGGCUGAAAUAUUCAACAUUUGGUCCAAGAGUCAGUACUUCCUGAAAGAAGAGCAAAACUUCAUAUCGGCCAACGAAAUCGACAACAUGGUGUUGAUAAUGCCUACUGCAACUCGGAGAGUUACAACCGUUGUUGAUGGGGCACCUCAAGGGGGCGGGAAGAAAAAGAAAAAGCACCGUGACAAGAAGCGUGACAAAGAUAAGGAGGUCCAAGCGUCGCUCAUGGUUGCUUGUUUGAAGAGGUUGCUACCAGUUGGUCUCAAUCUCUUUGCUGGUAGAGAACAGGAGCUUGUUCAACAUUGUAAAGAUCGUUUCUUGAAGAAAAUGUCAGAACAAGACGUCGCGGAGUUUGCGAAAACGCAGCUAACGUUGCCUGAUAAGAUCGACCCAGCGGACGAGAUGUCCUGGCAACAUUACCUCUACAGCAAACUUGGGUCGAAGAGCAAAACUACUGUCACCGUGGAGACAUCCGAGAACAAAGCCAAGAUCAUAGACGACACGGUGGAACGAAUCGUCGCUAUGAGCAAAGUACUCUUCGGUUUGCAUAUGAUUGAUCAUCCACAACAAAUGAGUAAAAACGUAUAUCGUUCCGUGGUCUCGAUACAACGUAAGCGCGCCGUCAUCGCCUGCUUCAGGCAGACCUCUCUACAUUCUUUGCCAAGACAUCGAGCAUGUAACAUUUUCGCCCGAACGUAUUACGAAUUGUGGCUGGAAGAGGAGAACAUAGGGCAAGAAGUUAUGAUAGAAGAUUUAACUCAAUCAUUCGAAGACGCGGAAUUGAAGAAGACUGAUGUGGUAGAAGAAGAAGGCAAGCCGGACCCUCUCACUCAGCUGGUUACGACAUUCUGCCGCGGUGCUAUGACUGAACGAUCGGGCGCCCUUCAGGAAGAUCCUCUCUAUAUGUCAUACGCUCACAUAAUUGCAAAAUCUUGCGGUGAGGAAGAGGAAGAAGGCGGUGAGGAAGAAGAGAGUGGUGGGGGUGAAGCAGAGGCGGGUGAAGAUGAAGGUGGUGCCAGUAUCCAUGAACAAGAGAUGGAGAAGCAAAAGCUGCUGUUCCACCAGGCGCGACUCGCCAACCGCGGCGUGGCGGAGAUGGUACUGCUGCACAUCUCGGCCUCCAAGGGCGUGCCCAGCGAAAUGGUCAUGAAGACGCUGCAGCUCGGCAUCUCCAUCCUGCGUGGCGGAAACAUCGACAUACAGAUGGGUAUGCUUAACCAUCUGAAAGACAAGAAAGACGUGGGCUUCUUUACGUCCAUCGCUGGUCUUAUGAACUCCUGUUCAGUUUUGGACUUGGAUGCCUUCGAAAGGAAUACUAAAGCUGAAGGGUUGGGAGUUGGUCUCGAAGGCGCGGCGGGAGAAAAGAAUAUGCACGAUGCGGAGUUCACUUGUGCAUUAUUCCGAUUUAUACAACUUACUUGUGAAGGUCACAAUUUGGAAUGGCAGAACUAUCUCCGAACCCAAGCUGGUAACACGACUACCGUGAACGUUGUCAUUUGUACUGUCGACUACCUGCUACGUCUACAGGAGUCUAUCAUGGACUUCUACUGGCACUAUUCAAGCAAGGAAUUAAUAGAUCCAGCCGGUAAAGCGAACUUCUUCAAAGCGAUAGGCGUAGCGUCGCAAGUGUUCAACACACUCACUGAAGUCAUCCAAGGUCCCUGUACGCAGAAUCAACAGGCUCUCGCACAUUCGAGGUUGUGGGACGCAGUUGGUGGUUUCCUGUUUCUCUUCUCACACAUGCAAGACAAGCUUUCGAAGCAUUCCUCACAAGUGGAUCUUCUGAAGGAACUUCUCAACUUGCAAAAGGACAUGAUCACCAUGAUGCUGUCUAUGCUUGAAGGAAAUGUUGUGAAUGGUACUAUUGGUAAGCAAAUGGUAGACACGCUGGUCGAAUCCGCCUCAAAUGUAGAAUUAAUCCUGAAGUACUUCGAUAUGUUCCUGAAACUGAAAGAUCUGACGUCAAGUGCCAGUUUCAAGGAAAUUGACACCAACAGCGACGGCUGGGUUCUGCCUAAGGACUUCAAAGAAAAAAUGGAACAACAGAAGAGUUAUACGCCUGAAGAAAUAGAAUUCUUGUUAGCUUGCUGCGAAAUCAACCACGACGGCAAACUUGACUACGUCGGGUUCUGUGAUCGUUUCCACGAGCCGGCUAAAGAAAUCGGCUUCAAUCUUGCCGUCCUACUCACCAACUUAUCGGAGCAUAUGCCCAAUGAGCCAAGAUUAGCUCGCUUCCUCGAGACGGCUGGUUCCGUCCUGAACUACUUCGAGCCAUUCCUCGGUCGUAUCGAAAUCAUGGGCGGAUCCAAGCGCAUCGAGCGUGUCUACUUUGAAAUCAAGGAAUCAAACAUCGAACAGUGGGAGAAACCCCAAAUCAAGGAGUCGAAGCGUGCGUUCUUCUACAGCAUCGUGACGGAGGGCGGCGACAAGGAGAAGCUGGAGGCCUUCGUCAACUUCUGCGAGGACGCCAUCUUCGAGAUGACGCACGCGUCCGGCCUCAUGGCGGCCGGGGAGGACGCCGUCGGGGGGCCCAAGCAUCGGGAGGCCUACCACGUGUACAUGGGGGACGACGAGGAGGAACGAGCUGGAAAAGAUCCAAUCCGUCGCGGCUACCAGUCCGUUAAGGAUGGCAUCUCAGCGGCAUUUUCGUCAUUAUCACCAUCGAACCUAAAGGCGAAAAUGGCGGACCUUCAACAGAUGCCUCCAUCGGAACUCUUCAUUGGCUUCUUCAAACUUUUCUUCUACUUCUUCUAUUAUAUCGGAUACGGUUUUGUAGUUGUCAUCAGGUACGUGUUCGGCGUGCUGCUGGGCCUCAUGCGCGGCCCGCAGAGCGACGACACGCUGCCCGAGCCCACGGAGGAGGAGAAAAUCGGUCAGUUGAAGCUCUCCCUCGCACACGCACACUCGCACGCGCUGCGAGCCGCGCCCGCAAGUCCUGUUCGGCAUCUACCAGCUCUACCACCAGCGGACGAUACUGGACAAAUGCAAGUCUCUGCAUUCGGUCUGGAUAUCACUAAAGAAGACAAUGGCCAGAUACAAGUGAAACCGCACGAAUCGCCCAGUACUUCCACUCCGUCAUCGGGCGAGGAAGCAGAAGUGUCUCCGGAUGAAAGUGUUGAGCAUACAGAGGAACAACAACCACCCUCCCUUAUCGAUCUCUUGGGUGGCGAGCAAGCGAAGAAACAAGCCCAGGAGAGAUUAGAAGCUCAGGCAGUUCAGCAAGCCGCUAUGUCGGCCAUUGAGGCUGAGAGCAAGAAGCAGGCUGUCCAAGGGCCGUCGCCGUCCGCUCUGUCGCAAGUGGACCUCUCGCAGUACACUCGUCGCGCGGUUUCGUUCCUGGCGCGUAACUUCUACAACCUGAAGUACGUCGCACUCGUGCUCGCCUUCUGCAUCAACUUCGUGUUGCUAUUUUACAAGGUUUCAACAUUAGAGGUGGAACGCGGUGAGGGUUCAGGCAUCGGUGACAUUAUCAGCGGAUCGGGUUCCGGGCAAGGUUCUGGUAGCGGAGACGGUGGUAGCGGUGAAGGUGAUGAUGAAGAUCCACUAGAAGUGGUGCUUAUAGAUGAGGACUUCUUCUACAUGGAACACGUGAUCAAAAUUGCCGCCGCACUGCAUUCUAUUGUUUCCCUCGCUAUUCUGAUUGGUUACUACCAUCUUAAGGUACCGCUAGCUAUAUUCAAACGGGAGAAGGAAAUAGCGCGUAAACUUGAGUUCGACGGUCUUUACAUCGCAGAACAGCCGGAAGACGACGACUUGAAGAGCCAUUGGGAUAAACUUGUGAUUUCUGCCAAAUCGUUCCCGGUCAACUAUUGGGAUAAAUUCAUCAAAAAGAAAGUCCGCGUGAAAUAUUCGGAGACGUAUGACUUCGAUUCGAUUUCCAACAUGCUCGGGAUGGAGAAGACUUCGUUCUCUGCUCAGGAAGAAGAAAGUAGCAAAGGAUUCAUCCAUUACAUAAUCAACAUCGACUGGCGUUACCAAGUGUGGAAGGCGGGCGUCACGAUCACCGACAACUCUUUCCUGUACUCCCUCUGGUAUUUCUCCUUCUCCGUGAUGGGCAACUUCAACAACUUCUUCUUCGCCGCUCACUUGCUGGAUGUGGCCGUCGGCUUCAAGACUCUGAGGACCAUCUUGCAAUCUGUCACUCAUAAUGGAAAACAGCUGGUGCUCACGGUGAUGCUGCUCACGAUCAUCGUGUACAUCUACACCGUCAUCGCGUUCAACUUCUUCCGCAAGUUCUACGUGCAGGAGGAGGACGACGAGAUCAAUCGGAACUGCCACGACAUGCUCACGUGCUUCGUGUUCAACCUGUACAAGGGCGUGCGAGCGGGCGGCGGCAUCGGAGACGAGCUGGAGCCGCCCGACGGGGACGACUCCGAGGUGUACCGCAUCAUCUUCGACAUCUCCUUCUUCUUCUUCGUCAUCGUCAUCCUGCUGGCCAUCCUGCAAGGUCUGAUCAUCGACGCCUUCGGUGAGCUGCGUGACCAGCUGGAGUCCGUCAAGGAGGACAUGGAGUCCAACUGCUUCAUAUGCGGCAUCAACAAGGAUUACUUCGAUAAGGUUCCACACGGGUUCGACACCCACGUGCAGCGGGAGCACAACCUAGCCAACUACAUGUUCUUCCUCAUGCAUCUCAUCAACAAACCUGACACUGAAUAUACAGGUCAAGAAACAUUCGUGUGGAACAUGUACACUCAAAGGUGUUGGGACUUCUUCCCAGUGGGUGACUGCUUCAGGAAGCAAUAUGAAGACGUAAUGGGAGAAUAGAUUAAUUAGUCCAAAUGUUGGUCAAUUACGUGCCUGUCUUUAUUCUCUUUCAUUUCUAUGAAGAGUGACAAAGACGAGAUGACUUGACAUUUGGAAAUAAUCCUGUACAAAUGUUAAGUUUCAAAUCGUAAUCAUAAUUUAAAUAUCAAUUGUUGCUCAAAACUAAAACAAUUUAUAAAAUGAUUCGCUAAAAUAGGAUUUCAUCGACGAUUUAAAAAAAAGUUACAAUGACAUUAAAUUAUGUUGUUAUUCUAAAAUAUUCGCUAAUAAUAUUGUCUAGCCCGAAAAAAGCUAAUUAUUUUUAUAUUUAUACGUUUUCAAUUUAAGAAUACAUUUUUAACAUUUCAGAUAUAAAAAUAAUACAAAAUGUUUAAUCUGUGGCUUCAUAAUUCUUACAACUGUCAAAUGUUAUAUUCU
Vanessa atalanta (red admiral) is the source of this 16106-nucleotide messenger RNA. It is a transcript of the gene RyR, whose product is annotated as ryanodine receptor. The record is from RefSeq and is a predicted model, not a curated record. The coding region runs from base 255 to 15689 and encodes 5144 amino acids. Gene Ontology annotation, biological process: intracellular calcium ion homeostasis; calcium ion transmembrane transport. Gene Ontology annotation, molecular function: ryanodine-sensitive calcium-release channel activity; protein binding. Gene Ontology annotation, cellular component: smooth endoplasmic reticulum; calcium channel complex; sarcolemma. Lineage: Eukaryota; Metazoa; Arthropoda; Insecta; Lepidoptera; Nymphalidae. The transcript has 112 exons.